AUGAGGUCAGAAAUAUCUGGAGGCUACCAGCAAGCGGCUUCGGCAGAGGAGGCCCUCCAGCGGCUGCAGGAACUGGAAACGGAGCGCCGGCGCUUGGCUGCGGAUUUGGUCGCGCAGCGGACGCUGCGUGCCUCGUUGCUGGCCUGCAAAGUGUUCUUGUUGCUGGCACUGGUAGGCGACUCCACACGAAGCUUGCGGGGAGUCAUGCAAAGUGCCACUGAGCCGCCCCACGGGCUCACGCUUGACGCUUCGCACCUGUCACUUCAGUCUGCACCACUUCUGGAAACUGUGAACUGGUUGCUGCAAGCGGUGCACGAGCAGCGCGCGUCAUUGGGCCAGCUCAGCAUCGAGAUAGAGUCGAUCCAGGCAUCUGCAAAGUCACACGGAGGCCCGGGCGCAGGACUGGCAGCAGAGAUCGCAGCAGACUACACCAAAGACGUGAUUGAGAAAGUGCAGAGUCGAGCCGCGUCGGAAGUCGAUGUGGAGGAGGUCCCGAAUGUGCCGCCCGAAGCAGGAGGCGCGUUGGAGGCUGUGCCGGAGCCGCCGGAGUUGCAGGCCGUCGGUGAGCCUGAUGCUGCUCUUGGCGCCGCCGAUAAUCUACAGGCCAUCAUUUCCCAAGAGCUCGUGCGACUGGAGGCAGAGUUGAAGAUGCAGCUCACCCAGCAGCUUGAAGAGACAUGCCGCGCUGUUGUGGCAGAAGCCUUGGCGCCGAACGAAGUCUCCUUGAACCAGGAGCAGGCCAACGCUUCUGAGGAGGCUGCCGUUGCGGAGGCCGCGGAUGCUGAACCGAAUGCAGGGGAUGCCGCCGAGAUGACAGCGGAGCUCACAGCCACACCGGAAAAGUCCCCCCUCCAGGAGCUCCAAGAGCAGGUCUCUGCUCUCGAGGCAGCGGUGGCAGAGCUGAGGCGGCCUGCGACCGCAGAGGAUCCGGACUCCGGCGAUCCCAUGGCGCAGCCAGAAACCGGGGCUGCAUCUGUGGCACCAGCAUCGCAGCUAGAGGUGCGCAUGGGAAGCAUGGAGGCCAAGGUGCGGGACUUAGCUGCUGCAGUGGAGACCCUGUCAGACAGCUUGGCCAUUCUGGAGGGACCCCCUGCGCCAGGGGAGGCUCCCACGAUUCCACGGCCGGCGUCCAGGUCCGCAGAGAUUUUCGGGCGCUUGGACUCUCUGGAGGCACGCGUGGCGGCCUUGGAGCAGCGCAAAGGCGGCAGCAAAGCCGAAGGCGAGGGCGGCUUGGGUGUCGCUCCGACGGAGCCGACGGAAGCGGGGAGGACGGCCAGUCCCGCAGAAGCUGAGGCCGAAGUCCGCGGGCUUGCGACGGGGCCUGAAGCUGAGGAAAGCGAGCGCGAGCGCUUUGCGCCAGAAGUGCCGGAGCUCACCGGCGAGGAACAGGCAACUGGAUGCCUUGAGUGGAAUGGGGAACCUGGAGACUGGGACGAGAAACUCACAUUCUUGGGAGACCAUGUGCAGGCUGCCACACCAGAGCAAGCAGAGCUGCUCAGUGGAAUUGUCAAAGAUGUGAAGUAUUGUUUGAAGAGGUGCGAGCUCCUGUUCCAGCUUCCUGAGAUCAAGGGAUUCAUCAAGCGUUUCCAGGCAUCCCUCCAUGUCAACGCCGUCCUGCAAGAUCGUUGGCUCGGCCCGGGUGGCCGCAGCCGAGGGUUUUUCGACGAUGAAGAUCUCUUCGAGGGCUCCUCCCGGAUACGGCCCUCGACCUCCGCAGUCGACCUGUCCCUUUCCAACCUCUCCACGGACCCGAUCACCCGGGUGCGCCGGAACGAGGCUCCCAACAAGCGUCCCUUCCGCACGGUGACGGACUGGGCACGGCCCCACACGCCCCUGACAGUGGACCCAGUGCUGAAGACCUCCACCCCAAGCCUGCCAGACAUACUUCCACCUAAAUAG
Symbiodinium necroappetens is the source of this 1899-nucleotide messenger RNA. Lineage: Eukaryota; Dinophyceae; Suessiales; Symbiodiniaceae. The record is from the annotation of a GenBank genome assembly.